AUGGCCGACGCCCAGAAGCCCGCUGAGGUCCCGCAGGAGACUCCUGCUGCCGCUACCGAGCCUGCCGCUGAGACCAAGCCCGCUGAGACUGCCGCUCCCGCUGCUGACGCUGCCCCUGCUGCUGAGCCGGCUGCCGAGGAGAAGCCUGCUGAGGCUGCCGCUGAGGAGCCCAAGAAGGAUGAGGCUGCUCCCGCCGAGGAGGACAAGAAAGAGGAGGUGAAGCCCGUCGAGGAGGGCCACCUCGAGCACAAGCUCGGCUUCCCUAAGAACUUCCUCUACAACAAGCAGUUCUUCUGGUUCGGCACCGAUGCCGUCGACCUCAAGGCCAUCAGCUCUUUCAAGGCCGACAAGGUCGCCGAUGUUGCCCACCACAUCACUGCCUGGGCUGCUGAGACCGGCAAGGGCCUUCUUUUCUUCAACGAGAAGGGCGACAAGGCUGCUCCCGUCGGCGCCAUCCACCUGGCUGAUGCCUCCGAGCCCGUCGUCGAUGGCCCUACCAAGUUCCACUUUGUUGUUAAGGGCACCAAGCACAGUUUCAAGACUGCCAGCACUGCUGACCGCGACAACUGGGUCGCUCAGCUGAAGGCCAAGAUUGAGGAGGCCAAGGCUCUCACUGCCACCGUUACCGAGUCUGAGACCUACAAGAAGACCCUCGAGAGCCUCAAGCCCGCUCCGGCCAAGAAGGAGGAGAAGGCUCCCGCCACUGAGGCCCCGGCCGAGGAGGCUAAGAAGGAGGAGGCUGCUCCCGCUGAGGAGGCUGCCGCUGAGGCUCCUAAGGAGGAGGCCAAGGAGGAGGCUAAGGAGGAGCCCAAGGCCGAGGAGAAGAAGGAGGAUGAGGCCAAGGAGAAGUCCAAGCCUCGUUCGGCUAGCCGUAAGCGCAUGUCGAUCCUCGGCCUGCUCGGCAAGAAGGAGGAGAAGAAGGCUGCCGAGCCCGAGCCUGCUGCCGCCACUGAAGCCCCAGCCGAGGAGGCUAAGAAGGAGGAGGCUGCUCCUGCCGCUGAGGCCGCUGCUGAGGCUCCCAAGGAGGAGGCCAAGGAGGAGCCCAAGGCUGAGGAGAAGAAGGAGGACGAGGCCAAGGAGGAGGCCAAGGAGGAGCCUAAGGCUGAGGAGAAGAAGGAAGAGGUCAAGUCUAAGCGUACCAGCAUCCUCGGCCACUUCCAUUUCGGCAAGAAGAAGGCCGCUUCUGCUGCUGAGGCCCCCAAGGAGACUCCUGCUGAGGCCGUCUCGGAGACUGCUCCUGUGAUCCCCGCCGUCGAGACCACCGAGCCUCUCUCGACCGAGGUUGCUGCUCCUGCCGCUGCUCCUGCCGAGCAGCCCGCUGCUGAGACCGCCGCCACCGAGGCUGCUCCCGCCACCAACGGCGAGACUAAGGAGACUCCCAAGGCCGAGAAGCGCAAGAGUGCUCUUCCCUUCAGCUUCGGCAAGAAGAAGGAGGGCUCUGCCUCGGACGAGGAGGGCGUCGAGAAGCCGAAGUCCCCCUUCUCUAAGCUCCGUGCUACCAUCAAGGGCAAGUCGAAGACGGACAAGGCUGAGAAGGCUGAGGAGAAGGCCGAGGAGGCUGCCAAGACCGAGGAGGGCAAGCCUGCUGAGGAGAAGCCCGCUGAGGGCGAGGCCAAGCCCGCUGAGGAGGCUAAGCCCGCCGAAGCCGAGGCUGCCGCCCCGGCUGCUGAGGAGAAGAAGGAGGAGCCCGCCGUCAAGCCCGAGGCUGCUGCUCCCGCUGUUGCCGCCACUGCCUAG
Messenger RNA from Thermochaetoides thermophila DSM 1495, 1737 nucleotides. RefSeq lists its product as uncharacterized. NCBI's taxonomy places the organism in Eukaryota, Fungi, Ascomycota, Sordariomycetes, Sordariales, Chaetomiaceae. The coding region runs from base 1 to 1737 and encodes 578 amino acids. The record is from RefSeq and is a predicted model, not a curated record. The transcript is spliced from 5 exons.